AUGAGGGGAGGAAGAGGAGGAGGCUCUGGCGGUGGAGACGCACGAAAGUGGGUCAGGGAGGGCACCGAGCGUCACGGCCCUGUGACCUCUGAGCCUCCGAUAUAUCCCCCGAAUCCGGAUAUUGAAAGAGCAGCAGAAUUAGAUGAUGAGUCUGCAGGUGCGGUGUUAGCAUAUCGUUUGCUUACUAACCACUGGCGUACAGCAGAGUGUUGUAUAGCGGAGCGCCGUAGUAAGCUGGAAGGGCGUAAUUAUUCAAUUGCAGAAGAUCUGAAUGCCUUUGAUUGGGAGAGUCAGAAGGAAGCCAUUGUCUCCUAUUGCGGCAGUCAGUUCUUCCCUGCUGAGCUGCUGCAUAGUCGCUUCAUUCGCGUCCCCAGGGGCAUACAGAGGGCUGCUGCAGACAGUAAAAGACAUAAACUCAAAGAAAUGGAACAAAAAGAAGACGAAAAUAAAGCCAAUGAAGAUAAAACACAACAUGCACAAACAGAUGCAAAUGCAGAAGAUGAACUCUUCGGUGCUGAGGACGACGACUUUGGAGGAGAUGACUACGCACAUGAUUACUACGCUGACGAAGAAAUCGAUGAUCAUAUCGAUGAAGGGGAUGAUGGAGGCAUUCUGUAG
Messenger RNA from Eimeria acervulina, 618 nucleotides. RefSeq lists its product as hypothetical. Gene Ontology annotation, biological process: transcription by RNA polymerase III. The record is from RefSeq and is a predicted model, not a curated record. The coding region runs from base 1 to 618 and encodes 205 amino acids. NCBI's taxonomy places the organism in Eukaryota, Apicomplexa, Conoidasida, Eucoccidiorida, Eimeriidae. The transcript is spliced from 3 exons. Gene Ontology annotation, cellular component: RNA polymerase III complex.